AUGGGCUCAGAGAAGGCAUUUUGGUUGGUUGUCCCGGACCUCGAGGCUGAUGUCUUCCACGCCGACCUACAGCGUCUGCAAGACUCAUUCGGCCACUCCCACCACCAAAACACCACCCAUCACGCCUUUGACGGCUCGCCGCACACUCACUCCGCUCCGUCCCCCGUGCAUGGCCUCCCGCUCGCACGACCUCACCUCCCCUCCCAAGCCGAAUCUCCAAGACUGCCUGCCCGCCUUGGCGGCGUGGGCCCAGGUGCUGGCUUGAGUGCUGCCCCUCAUGGUCGACCAUCCGUCCCCGAGUUGCAGGCUUCUGCCCCGCCCCCGCCAAACGGCCAUGCCCGUGGCCAAUUCGGCAUCCUGACCCCGACUACCGUCCCGUCGCACGGUGCCGUCGUGCGGAUCCAGCAGGAAGAGGAGGACGAUGGAUAUGCCGCCGCCACGCAGGGCUCGGUGGAGGCUGCCGGUGGUGACGGGCCUGGACAGCAAGCUCGGUCGAAUAGCCAGCUGAGCACCAAGAUUGUGGUGAAUCCGCCAAACUUGCGAGACUGGCGCGAGAAGCUCUUCAACGUGGACGACAUGAUCAUCCUCAGCCAUGAGGAGUUUGAGACCUACUUCCCCCACAUCGACAACGUGUAUUCCCACCGGUCGACGCAAAAAUAUAAGAGAAAACCUUUCGUCUCCCACUACUGGGACUGUCGGAUGAAAGGCCGGCCGCCAGGUACCCCGAAAUCAGACGACCCGAACAAGAAGAAGAGGAAAAGGCACGCACGAGAGCGAGACCUCUGCGACGUCAAGAUCAAGAUCACAGAAUACUUCGCGGGUGCGACCUUGAACAUGCUGGAUAUGGGCUCUUCAGGGGAAGGCAUGCCGUCUUUGCCCCCCUCAACGUUCUCCAGCGCGGGGACUGAUGGGCAGCGUUUCUGGACGAUACAGCGAGUCAAUGGAAACGGCGGUAACGGAAAAGGAGAUGGCGUGGCUGGACCGCACAAGCACACACUGGAGAAGAGCGACGAGAUCAAGAAGAGCAGCGUGCAACGAUGGGUAGCAAGCCAGGAGAAGGAGGCAAAGAAGACCCAGAAGGCCUUCCAACGGAAGCCGACAGGCGCUGCUGGAGUGACAGCGAAGAAACACUUGAAGGACAGUGAUAUGAAGCUUUAUGCGGCCUGUUUCUGUCCGUUCUCGCAGCGAGUGUGGAUUGCCUUGGAGGCCAAAGGGUUGCCAUAUCAGUACUGUGAGAUCGACCCCUUUAAGAAACCACAACAGCUCCUAGAGGCAAACCCAAGAGGCCUGGUCCCAGCAAUCCGGAAGGGAGACUGGGCAUGCGGAGAGAGCGCCGUGAUUUUAGAGUAUCUGGAGGAUCUCGACAGUCGCAUACGGCUCUACCCGACUGAGCCCCGCCUAAAAGCCAAUUGCAGGUUGUGGAUCGACCAUAUUAAUUCAAGGAUCGUGCCAUCAUUCUACUAUCUUCUCCACGCGGGCGACCCAGAGAAGCAGAAUGAAGGCAUCGAGAAGCUCCAGUAUGAUAUAACUGCGCUGGUCCAAGCUGCAGAUGAGCAGGGCCCUUAUUUCCUUGGGCCAGGCUUGUGCCUUGUUGAUAUCCACUUCGCACCUUUUGCGAUCCGGCUCUCGAGCAUAUUGAAACCCUUGCGCGAGUGGACUGAUGCGGCACCAGGCACACGAUGGCAACAAUGGGUUGAUGCCCUAGAGAACAACCAUCAUGUGCAGGCAACUACGAGCAACAGGGAGCUGUAUAUUGAGACUAUGGAGCUGCUGCUAAAUAGCCGCCCGCCUGAGAAGCGUCGCAUGCGCUUCCCGUGCUGGUGGGAUCGCCAUCAGGAUCUGCGACAGUAUUUUAUGUUGGAUCCGAAUGAGGCGCCCAUCGUGCCUUUCCUGGAUGUUCGAGGAGAGGCCGGCCGAGGACCGGAUCAAAACGACGACGACGGAACGAUUACCGAGCGUGGCACCCCCGAGCCUGGCUCCACUACCACCGACUCUGAUCACGGCCCGAGCGACGACGAUGCGCCGGGUCCCGCAGUGGCUACGCCCGACCUGACGGCGGACAACUCGAGCCGCGCUCCCACCGACGAAGCUCCCACCCCCGCCGACACCGUGAUGGAUGAAUUCGUGAGCGAGAGCGACAGUGACUACACCAGCUACUGGCGCGACUGGUUCAUCUCCUCCCGAGGCAAUGAGUACUUCUGCGAGAUCGAUGAGGAUUAUCUCACCGACCGAUUCAACCUGACGGGACUGAACACGGAGGUGCAGUACUACCAGUACGCCCUGGACUUGGUUACCGAUGUCUUCGACCUUGACUGCGACGACGAGAUGCGCGAGACCAUCGAGAAGUCCGCCCGCCACCUGUACGGCCUUGUCCAUGCGCGCUACAUUGUCACCACGCGUGGCCUGGCUAAGAUGCUCGAGAAGUACAAGAAGGCCGACUUCGGAAAGUGCCCUCGCGUCAUGUGCAACUCCCAUCCCCUGCUGCCGAUGGGCCUCUCCGAUAUCCCCAACCUCAAGCCCGUGAAGCUGUACUGCGCGCGCUGCGAGGACACCUACAACCCCAAGUCGAGCCGCCACGCUACCAUCGAUGGCGCCUACUUCGGCACUUCCUUCCACAACAUCCUCUUCCAGGUCUACCCGGCGCUGAUCCCCGCCAAGUCCGCCGAGCGCUACACCCCGCGCGUCUACGGCUUCAAGGUCCACGCCCCCGCCGCGCUCAUCCGCUGGCAAAACGGCCAGCGCGACGAGAUGCGCCGCCGCCUCCGUAAGAUGGAGGUCGAGUCCGGCUUCAAGGACGACAACGUCGAGGACGAGCCUGAGGAGGAUGAGGAGGAUGAGGAGCUCGACUUUGAGGAGGGCGGCCAGACCGGCCUGGUGCAGCCGGGAGAUGUCAUGCAGUAG
Phaeoacremonium minimum UCRPA7 is the source of this 2901-nucleotide messenger RNA. RefSeq names its product putative glutathione transferase protein. The coding region runs from base 1 to 2901 and encodes 966 amino acids. The transcript has 7 exons. Gene Ontology annotation, cellular component: protein kinase CK2 complex; cytoplasm. The record is from RefSeq and is a predicted model, not a curated record. Gene Ontology annotation, molecular function: protein kinase regulator activity. NCBI's taxonomy places the organism in Eukaryota, Fungi, Ascomycota, Sordariomycetes, Togniniales, Togniniaceae.